UCCUAACCAUAGAUGAAGACAAGUCAUCCUAACCUGAACAAUUUGUCUUUUUUGGCCUUUAUUUGUCGCAAAGUUCGAUAUAAGUUCUUCAAAAAUUCGCAAACAAUCCCAAAGAAUGCCCUCGGGCGCUAGAAGGAUCUCUCGACCCGGUCGCGCUGGUUCUCAUGGAGACCCUGGAGCGAGUCGAAGUGCACCGAUAGUUCCCCUUUUGGAGCCUCCAAGUCUCCCCAAACACUUUCCAUUUCCUAUUUCAUCUAACAGUAGUGAUUUAAUUUUUGAUGUUAUAUUAGUGCUGUAUGCUAUAGUGGCAGCGGCACUACAAUUUUUGUAUCUCUACCGGUCAGUGUGGUGGUUGCCCAACAGUUAUACGCAAAGUACAAUGAUUGGAAUGAAAAAAAUUCAAAGUAUUUGAACAUGACUCAGCAUGAACGUUUUUGUCAGGCUCAACUGAAAGUUUGUCUUUUUCUGGAAAAUCAGGAUACAGUUCGUUUAUAUAGCUUUAAAUUGGUCCCAUUUCUAGCCACUUACCUUGGCUGGAACGGAACAAAAUUCCAAGUGUAUAGUCGCUCCAGUUUGGACAUGACGAAUUUUUGAAAAUGACUCAAAAUAAAAUACAUACCUGUUUGGUCAGGGUCAACUGUAAGUUUGUUACUAAUUUCUAUUUGAUUGAUCCAAAUUUAGUCAUAUUGAUUGUUGUGAUAUUUGCGAGACGAAUUUAUUAUCAGGUUGGUUGUCUGUUUAUAUCUAGAGUGUAUUCAAACAAAACUGAAGAAGAGUUAAGUUGUUUUUCCAGGUAUGUUUUAUUAAUAUUUUAUGCUUCAAUGAUCGGCAUUCUAGCAACAAUAGUUUUGGGAAACAGAGAUAAAAUGGAUAUAGUGUAUUUAUUCUAUCCGAUCACACUUUACAUUCCGAUAUUCGGAUUGAAGAUUCGCCCCUUUUUUGAAGUCUCAACGUGGUGCUCAAAUGGCGUUCAACCCUUACAUGCGUGCAGUUCGAAUCCAUCUGAUAUACGAAUUGAAUGCGAACAUUUAAAGGCCAAUUUUUUAGAUCGGCUAAGGCAAAUUUUCUUCACCGCAGCAGUCAACUCUUACUACGGAAGUUUCAUUCCCUGCUGCUUUUCUCAGUCGGAAUUAGUUUAUGAAAGAUAUUGGAACGUUGAACAUGGAGUUUUAAUCUUUGCUGGCAGUUUUGUCUUUUCAUUUGUGCAUAUGAUCCCUUUGAAGUAUUGCGAUAUACUCCAUAGAGCAAUUCUGCAUUCUGGAAUUUGGCAAAAACUUGAGAAUGAAAGAUCCGUGGUCAUAGUUACCCAUGAGUGGCGAGAAGACGUACUUUGGCCUAGUGGAGUGAUAGUUAAAUGGAACAAGUCCUUGUGGAAAUCUAUGGGUGAUUGUAACUGUAUUACACCUGGAGAUAAGGCCCUUGCUUGGGGCUAUCAAUUAUUUUCUUCGCCCUCUUACCCAUUGACUCUUGCUGCCACUUUUCAGUGCGCGUUGGUAUUUUAUCAGUUCUACAGUGUUUGGUACACGGUUUAUUGGUACCGAAUUUUGGCUUUAGGCAUCAUGACUUUCUUCAACUAUUACUCAUUAUACAAACUGAUUCGCGACUCAAUUGUAAGCCAUUCAAUGUACAAGCGGCGUGAAGAACCAUCUGGGAGCAAAGACGCGCCACCGAACUUAAUCGGGGGCGCUCCCAGCCAAAGCCACAACAGAGCUCAUAAACAUGUGAAAAAUAAGACUGAGGAACACGGUAUGUUGCAGGACGAGCCUCUGUUUGAAUAUGACGCAAUGGACGAAAGAUGACCUUUAGAACCGUUACCGUCCAGAUAUUUUUUGUACGUUAUUAUGCCCACAUUAGGUAUUGUGGCGGCUGCAGUGAUUUACAUUACUCACGACUGGGGAGUUUUCGUUUAAAACGUUUACUUCGCCCUAAUUAUUGUUCAAUUUUCCUACGAACGUACUGACUGUUUAACUUAGGAAUAAGAAUUUGAACUUGUUGUUGAACAAAUGUUUAUCGUGAUUAGAUAGAUAGAUAUGCAGUACCUUAAUUGUCUUUCAGCAUAACCGCUAAUUGAAUAAACAAACUAUUAAGUAUAAAACGGAAAAA
Molecule: messenger RNA, 2103 nt
Organism: Dendroctonus ponderosae (mountain pine beetle)
Lineage: Eukaryota; Metazoa; Arthropoda; Insecta; Coleoptera; Curculionidae
Product: transmembrane protein 39A
Exons: 9
Coding region: 597-1799 (400 amino acids)
Cellular component (GO): membrane
Source: RefSeq, a predicted model, not a curated record